Exserohilum turcica Et28A is the source of this 2757-nucleotide messenger RNA. RefSeq lists its product as uncharacterized. The coding region runs from base 1 to 2757 and encodes 918 amino acids. Gene Ontology annotation, biological process: DNA-templated transcription; transmembrane transport. Gene Ontology annotation, molecular function: zinc ion binding; DNA binding; transmembrane transporter activity. The record is from RefSeq and is a predicted model, not a curated record. Lineage: Eukaryota; Fungi; Ascomycota; Dothideomycetes; Pleosporales; Pleosporaceae. The transcript is spliced from 5 exons.
AUGGCUCUGGUCCUGGUUACAUGCACCCCGGAAAAUGUCAAAAAGAUCUCAUCAGCUUUCCCCAGUAUCGAGUUGCUUGAUGGGCUGAUCCAGUACUAUCUUUCGUCGCCUUCUCUGGAGGCACCGAUGUUGUUCCACCUUCCGACCUUCUCUCCUUCGAAACUGAAUCCAGAGUUGCUUGCUAGCAUAGCAUCUGCUGGAGCUUCAACCAUCCCCGACAUAUCUUUGCGAAAGCUUGGGUAUGCCCUGCACGAGGCUUCCCGGAUAGGACAGACCAAGGCAAUUGAGGAAGACAACACGGCGAUUAGAGACCUUCAACAUCUGCAAACCAUCUUUUGCCAGCUCGGAGUGGGUAUGUGGAGUGGUAUUAGCCGGAAAAUGGAGAUUGCAGAAAGCUUCCUGCAGCCGCUGAUAACGAUGCUUCGGCGGGGCGGCCGUUUCCGCCGAUCGACAUGGAAGGAAAUCUCUCCGGAGCCGGACGAACAAGGGCCCGCUUUGGAGAGCAAAUGGCGAAGUUGGAUAGACCAAGAGUCGUUCCUUCGCCUCAUCCAUCGCACGUUCGAGUUUGACAGACAAUCCUCAAUGGCACUUCUCAAGCCGCCGUUAAUAUCCUAUGCCGAGAUGCAGCCUCCAUUACCAAGCGCCAACGCUCUAUGGCAGGCUAAAACAGCAGCCAGCUGGAAGGCGGCGUACAUGAAUAUGGCAGCAAAGACAGCGAAGAGACCCUCGGCGAUGGAAUGCUUCGUCAACCUGGAGCAUCUUUCGCACCAUGACUUUGCCAGUCACACGUAUCUCUACAUGAUAUGGGGCACCAUCUGGGAAUAUCGCCAGAUGUGCACCGUAAUGUCCAGGUCGCACUCGGCAUCCAACCACAGCCUCAUACUGUCUUCGCGCUACCAAGAGCUCACCAAGCAGCUCGAUGACUUUAGACUCAGCUGCCCGCCCAUGAGCACGAGCGUUGAGAUAAUCCUAGAGAUCAUGCUGGUCCAUCUUAAUGCACCUCUGGAUGACAUUCAGCUCUUUGCAGGCAUUGAAGGACAGGAAGAAGCACGCACUGCAUACUCUGGUCUGCAAGAAUGGCUGAAGUCGUCUGUUGCACGUCAAGCGCUAUGGCAUGCGGGUCAGGUCCUGCGCGCAGCCGAGCUGCUACCGAGAGCUUUGCUGAACAACUUCAACGCCAUUGCUGUCUACCAUGCCGGGCUGAUUCUAUGGUGUUAUGGAUUCCUCAAGCGAUCCGGGGAACACCUCGAGUGGACGGCAUCUCAGACGGGUCAUGAUGAAAUCCGGCUUAUACCGCAGCCGACGGCGGACCCGGCGGACCCGCUGAACCUGCCCAUGUGGCGCAAACUGGCCAUACUGGCCGUCAUGUCGUUGCACCCGUUUGUCGUCAACUUUGCCAGCUCGUCGACAUCGAGCGUGCUGCCCAUCUACGAGUCCUCGGGCAUAUUCGGGUACCCGCCCAAGCGCUUCUCGCAGCUGACAUACCUGGUCGCUGUCAACAUCCUGAUGAUGGGUGUGUCGAACCUGUGGUGGGUACCGCUAUCCAACACGUUUGGGCGGCGGCCCGUGAUUCUCGGUAGCUUGCUGCUGCUGAUUCUGUCGAGCAUGUGGGCGGGCUUAGCAACAAGCUUCAACAGUCUGCUGGCGGCCCGCUUGUUCAUGGGUAUCGGCAGCGGGCCUGCCGAUGCCGUGAGUCCGGAGGUCGUGGGUGAGAUCUUCUUCGUUCACCAGCGGGGACGUGCUCUCGCUAUUUACACCGUCUUCCUCGCCAUAGGGUCGCUGGUCGGCGCCAUCGCGGGAGGUUACAUAGUCUCUAGUAUGGGACUUCCCUGGCUCAACUGGAUGAACGUUUUGCUGGCGUCCAUCAAUUUCGUCCUCUGCCUCGUGUUCCAGGCUGAGACGCUGUAUGACCGCCCGGCAGUCAUACGUGCGUGCGAAAGCGAGGACCCGAGUGAAAAGGCUGGCGAGGCAAAGGAGAGUGUCAUCACCACUGAAGCAGUGCCAUCAUAUCCUCCAUACUCGUACCUUCGCUCUCUGAGACUGAUCUCAUACCGUCCGGGAAUCGUCAACAAGUUCAUGGGUCCGUACAAAGUCCUCCGGCUACCGGGAGUGUGGCUCGUGUCGGGCUGGUAUGCAGGUCUGGUUGGGCUGAUUGUCACCAUGUCGAGCGUAGGCCCUCAAAUCGUCGCCGCACCGCCCUACAACUGGGGCCGCGGCGUAGGUCUCAUCAACGUCGGCGGUCUGAUCGGGUCUCUCCUCGGCUGCGCUUACACCUACCUCAUCACCGACUUCAUGCUCAAGCGGCUCGCGAAAAAAGACCCCGAAGGUCUUACGGAACCCGAAAGCCGUCUCGUCACCGCGCUCCCAGCCCUCUUUAUCUCGACAGCAGGCGCCCUCGUUUUCGGCUUUGUAGCCAAGAACCCCUCGCCAAACGGCUGGGUCUGCCUGGAAUUUGGAUUUGGGCUCGUGUCUUUCGGCCUCAUGCAGGGGCCGUCCGUGGGCUUCAACUACGUCAUUGAGUCGUAUGGCCCGCUUGCGGGUGACUGCUUUGUGGCGAUUACUUCGACGCGUGCCGUGGUGAGUUUUGCGUGGACGUUUUUUGUAGGCGGCUGGGUUACAGAUAAGGGGGCCGCGGAGCCGUUUGGCAUUUUCGCCAUGUUGAUGGGCUUGUUUGCGUUGGGGACUGUGCCUAUGAUGGUGUGGGGCAAGAGGCUGAGGAUCUGGACGGCCAAGUGGGUGCCGGAAAUGUUGGAUUAG